AUGAUAUUUGUGCAAGAAACGAAGCUAGAAUCGAUGGAGAGGAUAGCCGUCCAAAGAAUGUGGGGCUGCUCUAAUAUGGACUUUGGUGUGCUUUAUAAUUCAUUUCCGUGUGUCUUGGUAAAUGUUUAUGCCCCUAAUGAAGUGGCUAAUAGAAGGGAGUUGUGGGAGGUGCUCCUGGGGUUUAAGGUUAAUCUUCAAGUCCCGUGGUGUAUAGGGGGGGAUUUUAAUGAAAUCAAAGAGGUAAGUGAAAGGGUCAGGUGCAAUAGAAUGGAGAGGGGUAUUAGGGAUUUCUCAGAGUUCUGUUUCAACAUGGAACUAAUGGAUUUACCUAUGAUAGGUAGGAAAUUUACUUGGACCAACUAUCAAAAUCAUGCCUUUCAUAGUCGCUUGGAUAGAUUUCUGGUAUCCCAACAAUGGUUGGAGAGGUUCAAAAUUCUGCCGUGGGGUUUGCCGAGACCAUUAUCUGAUCAUUGCCCAAUCGUAAUUCAGGAUGAUAGUAGGGAUUGGGGGCCUAGGCCUUUCCGGUUUCUGGAUAUCUGGCUUUCCAAUCCCAAUUGUAGGAGGAUCGCUAGAGAAACGUGGGAUGACGUUCACGUGACCGGUUGGGCUGGUUUCAUUUUUGUGCAGAAACUUAGGGCCAUUAAAGACAAGUUGAAGGUGUGGAAUAAGGAGGAUUUUGGAGAUAUAAAUUGUGCACUCCAACAUACAGAGGCUGAACUCCACCAACUGGAUGUCUUAGCGGAGGAGAGUCAACUUACUACAGAGGAGAAAGCCACGAGAUGCAAGACAAAAUCUGAAUUCUGGAGAUUGACAAGAUUGUCUGAAUCAUUCUGGAGGCAAAAAUCUAGGGUGAACUGGUUGAAAUUGGGACACAGAAAUACCAGAUUCUUUCAAGGAAUAGCUAACUAUAGAUUCAAAAAGAACAUGGUGGGAUCUAUCAAGGUGAAUGGAAGAGUAAUAGAGGAACCUGAAGAGAUUAAAGAAGCUGUAGUGGAGUACUUCAUGAAUAACUUCACAGAGGAAAGACAAAAUCGAUCAGUUUUGGGCGGAACUUUCCUUACACGCUUGAGUGCGAAUGCUGCUUGUCAACUUGAAAAACAGUUUGAGGAGGGGGAAGAUUGGGGUUGCACUGAAGGAUUGCAAUAG
Molecule: messenger RNA, 1146 nt
Organism: Rhododendron vialii
Lineage: Eukaryota; Viridiplantae; Streptophyta; Magnoliopsida; Ericales; Ericaceae
Exons: 2
Coding region: 1-1146 (381 amino acids)
Molecular function (GO): catalytic activity
Source: RefSeq, a predicted model, not a curated record